AUCUCACUUCUUAGGGGGUGGUAGAAAGAUAAAAUUGUGUCGCCCUUUACCUAAAUGACGUCAUCAUCUGUCUUCACCAAACAUGGCUGCCGGCUUUAGGAGUUAUGUUUGGGAUCCGUGCCUUAUCAUUUCGCAAAUUGUCGCUGUCCAAAGCGUGUAUUAUGUAUUCUUAGCUUUCUGGGUUGCAUUCGUGGACUUUUCGACGGGAAAUUCGCGGUCACUGGACCAGUUUUUUAGUGAAGAGGAUAUUCAAUAUACCUCAUCUAGGGGGAAGAUAACGAUGGUGGCUUUUUGUCUGAACACGCUAACUGGGGCUGGUGGAUUGUGGGCAAUUGUUAGGAGAGCAAAGCAAUGUCUGGAUUUUGCUGCUACUGCACAUCUUAUACACUUGGUCAACUGCUCUAUUUAUGAAGGUUUUCCAACAUCAGCUAGCUGGUGGUUCUUGAACUUAACAUGCAUGGCCUUGAUGGCUGUGAUAGGCGAAUUUGUUUGUAUGAGAACUGAGCUCAAGGCUAUUCCUGUUACUGUUUCUUCUGUCAAGUCUUCAGUUUGACAUCUAACUGGAUUUAGUUUCAUUUGUUGGUUGGAAAUGGGUAAGCAAACUGAUGAGCUCCUUGCAAAGCAAGUGCUUGGACAGUCCAUUUCAAGUGGUUGUACUUGGGUACCUACAUGGAAGAUGUUAAGGUCCAGUGUAAUCUGAAGUACACAUCUUUUCAUGGCAGAGAACAAUGGGGACACAGACCUGAAGUCUACACAUAUUCAAAUUCUUACUGGGUGUUGACACAGAAAACUUAAUAUGUUCCAGCAAGGGACAUUUCAAUUGAUGAAUAAGACCAGAGCAAAUCAUACAAUCUGAACAUACACACAUAUGUAUACAUAGAAAUAUCUAUACCAUAUUGUUUCAAGAGUGAAUAAUCCUGUAUGCUGGAUAAAUCUUGCUCUGCUGAAUAGUGCAGUAUGUUUUGUUGACACUUUUCUUGUUGGAUAGCUUUAGCACCCUUUGAAAAACUGGCUCUGCUAAAUAUACAUCAAGAUUAUGGUUAAUUGUCAGUACUCGUCACAAUUACGUUGCAUAUGAGACACAGUGCACUCAGUCUCAAACCUAUUUUCAUUCAUGAUUGAAAUGUGUUUUGGACAAACAGUUGGAUUAAGCCCAUCAUAGUUAAUAUUGAUAGAUAAUAGCUGGUAUAUAUUAAUUUUUUAGAAUAUGUUUAAAUCUACUUUCUCCUGUGUUUCUCAUGAGUUCAUUCCUAAUUCAUCAUAGUUUUAUAUUGAUUAUUUUUUCACUUUAUUUCUUUAAUUUGUACUACUCUAGUAAUUGUCAUGCAUUUUAUACGUAAGCCUCUGGCUUCGAUGUAAGGGCGACCUUCUCCAAUGUCAUGACACUAAUGGAUUGAUUGAUUGAUUGAUUGAAGUAACUGGGAGGAUAGAGAAAUAAUGGUACAUUUUGUCUCCUUAUUACCUUAAUGUUACUGUUUGUUUAAUUAUAUUGAGUGAUAUUGCAUUUAUUGUGUGCAGGAAAACUCAUUGGGUAAAUGGUCCACAUUACAUCGUUUGGAAGUGGGCUAGAGAACUGGGGUUGAGUUCUUGAAGUCAGGGCUUCAAGAUAAACUUAACAAGAGAAAUAUUGUGAAAGAUGGACUUGCCUAUUUUUAAUGUUGUUUUUAGACAUUUCCAUGUACAGAAAAUUUGUAAGGUUGGGUUUGGAUUGAAUACUUGGGUAUUAAUACGCAAAAGAUUAUUUUAAUGAACAGGGUUUUUACUCUGAGCAAGGUGCAGCAAAUUACAGUGCAGAUGUUUGAUAUAUUGACCAAAGCACUCGAUUAUAAUUUAUAUACAGGUUUUAUGUCUUUCAUCCAUGUGGAAGAGCUAUUUAUUGAUAAUUGUGAUUUUCAGAAGACACUUUUAAGAAAGUACACUUUAGAAACCAGACAGUAUAAUUUUUAUCUCCACCUUUAAAAUGGACAGAAAUAUGAAAACGGAAUACAGCCAAACCUUGAUUGUCCUGACCUCGAUUGUCUGGACUGGCUUCUUUGGUCCCAUUUUUUCAUGAAUGUUAACUACUCACAUUCAAGAUCUGUAACAACUUUCUCCCAUCAAACCAAGCAGACGUGCUGAAUCAGUGUUAAUGCUGUUCUAUCAAUGCAGCUUCGGUGUAAAUAUGUUUGUCUAACUUUGGCAGUGAUGCACAAUUAUUUGAGAACACCCUGUAAUUCUUGCAUAAUAGUGAUAAAAUGGUACAUAUUCAGUCUUAUUUCUGGCUCAUUGAUAUUCGAAUAUUUUUGAUUGGCUGGACUCUUGAUUAUCUGGAUUAUUCAACCUAGUAUCCACGGAUCCAGAUAAUCAAGGUUUGACUGUGUGUACCCUGGAGGGUAAGAUGAUGGAGAUGAAAACUACAUGGAUUCUAGAACAUACUUUUCCUUUAAGAUUGAAAUGAAAUAGUUUAAAAUGAAUUGGAGAACUUAUUUGAAAAAUCCAACAAAGUACAUUUAGUAAAGCAAUUGUGUUCUGGGUCCUGUUAUAGAAGAAAAAAUUUUUCUUGAGAAAAGGUAAACCAAUUUACGAAAUACUAUGAAAUUGUGGCAUGCUUUAGAGAGUGAUGUUUCUAAACCAUUUUCCAUAAAACAGUUUAAAGGCUGCUUUACACACAUAAUGACUGUCAAUUGCAAAUUGGGAGAUAAUUAAUACAAGCAUUUGUGUUCAAUUAGAGUCAAGUAACUUCCAAUCAUCAUGCUUCUCCUCCUUCCUUCUGAUAAAGAAAAAUUUUCAUGUUUUAUCAAGCGAGAUACAACUCAAAGCUGUUACAACAAUUCGAUAUUCUUGUGAUCUAUUUGGUGAAGAACAAAUUUAUAUUUAGAUGAAAAGUUACAUAGAAUCACCUCUGUGCAAUAAAAAGUUAGUUUUUUUUCUCCAA
Molecule: messenger RNA, 2914 nt
Organism: Stylophora pistillata
Lineage: Eukaryota; Metazoa; Cnidaria; Anthozoa; Scleractinia; Pocilloporidae
Product: protein SYS1 homolog
Biological process (GO): Golgi to endosome transport; protein localization to Golgi apparatus; Golgi to plasma membrane protein transport
Cellular component (GO): Golgi membrane; trans-Golgi network
Source: RefSeq, a predicted model, not a curated record